AUGGCCCUCCUCGGCCGACUUGUGCUGCUCGGAAGCGUGCUGCAGCUUGCUCACUUGGGUUCCGCCCAGACCAUCAAGUCCGUGACUGAUGGCAGGAUUAUUGAGGCCAACGAGGGGACCGUCGCCCCGGCUGCCCAGCAGGUUGAGGGCAGCGGCCUGCAACUGACGGAUGCCGUUCUGGCAAAUCUAACUCAGUUGCAGCUCAGCAACAUAUCACUAUUCCAAUUCGCCAAUGAGUCGGACCAACCGAAGCAGAGCCGCUCCGAUGGCUGCAAGACAUACCCGGGCGACGGGCAGUACCCGAGCCAGUCGGUGUGGCGCGUCUUCGACUUGCUGACCGGUGGCGCGCUCAUCAAGACGGUACCCAUCGGCGCUGCUUGCUAUCAGAACAGCGACCACUAUGACUACGCGAAAUGCCAGGCCAUCCUGGCUGGUUGGACUGAUGACGCCGUCCACGAGGCCGAUCCGACUUCCGCCAUGUCUCCUCUGUACCAAGGCCUCACCUGCUUGCCCCAGAAUGCCAACGUGAGCGGCGCGACCUGCGAGAUCGGCGGCUACCCUACCUAUGCCGUCAACAUAUCCAGUGUCGCCCAGAUCCAGCUCGCCAUCAACUUCGCCCGCUCCACCAAUGUGCGUCUCGUCGUCAGGAACACUGGCCACGACUUCCUCGGCAAGUCUAUUGGCUACGGUGCUCUGUCCAUCUGGACGCACAACCUCAAGGACCUCGAGUUCGUCGAGCAAUACUCCGACCAGUCCUCUGACUACAGCGGCCCCGCGGUCAAGGUCGGCGCCGGUGUCAAUGUCGGCGAGCUCUACGCCUUCGCAGACAAACACGGCGUCACCGCAGUCGGCGGUGAGUGCAAAGGCGUGGGUGUCGCCGGCGGCUACUUCACUGGCGGUGGCCACUCACCUCUGACUGGCAAGUACGGCAUGGCCGCCGACCACGUUCUCUCCAUCGAUGUGGUCCUGCCCAGUGGCAGAUAUGUCACGGCCAACGCCCACCAGAAUCAAGACCUCUUUUGGGCCAUCCGCGGCGGCGGCGGCGCCACCUGGGGCGUCGUCACUAGUGUGACCUUCAAGGUCCACCCCAAGCUCAACUUCAGCGGUGUCACCUGGAAUAUCACCUCCGGGCCAGACACCAACAACACCGACGACCUCUUCUUCGAGGCACUCUACGCCUACUGGCGCCGCUUUCCUGGAUGGGCCGAUCAGGGCAGCUACGGCUACUCGAAGAUCUACAGCCGCGGCACCGGCGCCGGCUACGCCUGGGACAUGCUGCCCUGGCUUGUUCCUGGCAUGGGGCUGGACGACUUUAAGGAAAUGGUCGCCGACAUCUUCGACGAGUGGACCGAGAUGGGAUUCGACUUCACGCCCGAGUAUUUCGAGCACGACAACUUCUACGAGACGUGGUCGACUCACUUCCCCACCGAGACUGUCGCCAACACCAACCUCCACACUGGCAGCCGCCUCUUCCCACGCAAGACCUGGGAGGACGAGGCGCUGCUCAACAAGACAAUGGACACCAUCCGCAGUAUUGUAGAGGACGGAUCCCGCCUCAUUCAGUACAAUGUGAACGGCGCCGCUGUUCCCGACACCCCGGACAGCGCCGUCCUUCCGGCCUGGCGUGACACUGUCUUUUUCGCUAUCGUCGGCGUGUCCUGGGCCGACGGCAUCUCGGAGGACGAGCUCAAGGCCGCUAACGAGAAGCUCACUGACGACAUCAUGCAGCGCCUGCGCGAUGUUACCCCGGGAAGCGGCAGCUACCUGAACGAGGGGGACGUCAUGGAGCCGAACUUCGGUGAGGCUUUCUAUGGCGCCAACUAUGACCGCCUCCUCCAGAUUAAGGCCGAGAUCGACCCCUGGGACACCUUCUGGGCUCCGACUGCUGUCGGCAGCGAGGACUGGUAUAUCACUGACGUCCCUGACUGGCUGACCUACCAGACCGGCAAGCUUUGCCGCAAGCAGAAUUAA
Molecule: messenger RNA, 1971 nt
Organism: Aspergillus oryzae RIB40
Lineage: Eukaryota; Fungi; Ascomycota; Eurotiomycetes; Eurotiales; Aspergillaceae
Product: FAD-dependent oxidoreductase
Exons: 2
Coding region: 1-1971 (656 amino acids)
Molecular function (GO): oxidoreductase activity; FAD binding
Source: RefSeq, a predicted model, not a curated record